UUUCCCCAUCCUUUAAGCCCGAGGUUACUUCGUCCUUUCCCCAUCCCUAGGUCAGGGGUAUAUCGCCGCUGGGAGCUAAGAUCGCCAUUUCCUCUUUUUUUUUUUUUAACGGGGAAGAGGAUGUGUCUACAUAUUUAAACGUUUAAGGAUCUGUCUUGAGCUCCCUUCUUCGCUUCUCCUUCUCUUAACCUGGGGUGAAAGUCCUGCCCCCACCUCCUUUCCUGGGGAGCGGUAAAGUUGUUUGAGAUCCUUCCUUAUCCAGUGCGAUGGGAUGGUUAAAGCCCUCCGACUCUGUCUGAGGAAGGGGAGGGCGUAGGGAAACACCUGAACAAUGUGGAAUCCCAAUGCCGGGCAGCCAGGGCCAAAUCCAUGUCGCCCUAACCCUGGAUGUCCCAACCCUGUCUAUCCACAUCCUGCCAAUCCUGCCUUUCCUCCAGGUCCCUUUCCCACACCCCCAGGAGUUCCCCAGGGGAAUCCAGCUUUCCCCCCAUGUGGGCCCCCUCAACCUGUGCCACAACCAGGGUAUCCAGGAUGCCAACCCCCAAAACCCUGCCCACCUCCUGGCCCCUGCCCUCCUCCAUACCCACCAUCUGCCCCUGGAGUGCCUCCAAUGAAUCCCUUGGCUCCUGGCAUGGUAGGACCAGGAAUAGUGAUGGACAAGAAGAUGCAGAAGAAAAUGAAGAAAGCUCAUAAAAAGAUGCACAAACACCACAAGCAUGGCAAGCAUUCCUCUUCUUCCUCCUCUUCUUCCAGCAGUGACUCUGACUGAAUACAGGGCCUGGACCCUUCCCUCAAGUCUCACCAGUUCUGCUCUCCCAUCAAGCUUCAGAUGCCAUGUUGUACUGAGGGAAAUUAACCCUUGUGCCUCCCGCCUGAACCUCACCCUGCCGCUCAGCCCAACUGGCUAGGGAAAGUGGGAAAAGGAUUGCCAUGGGCUAGUAAAGGCCUUCUUGCUUCCCGGAUAGAAUUUUUAGCUAAUAAGUUUAGCAGGGGCGUUGUUUUUUGAAGAUGGUGAGCCCUUUGAACUAAAUGCUGAAGACAAGUUUAAGAUCUGUAAAAUGUGAUUUGAAAAAAAACUUUAUUUUGUAAUAGUGGUGGAUGGGGGUGUGUUUGGAAAUUUGACAAUGUAAAAAAAAAAUCCUGUACCUUUUUUGUAAUGGUGGUAUAAUUCAAUGGUUCAGUGGCAAAUACAUUUCCCAGUAAGCCUUUUAUUGUUUGUACUAACUGCAAGCCUGCUGGGAAGUGGAGUUCCUUUGGUUGGUGAGCUCUGACUGCCAUUGCAGAACCUCAUCUCUACUCUUUAGCUCAGUAUGGUAUCUCAGGUCCUACUCACAUUCUCCAGCUCUCAGUCCAAAUAAAGCUAUUUCUCCUGGUCUCUGUU
Molecule: messenger RNA, 1381 nt
Organism: Loxodonta africana (African savanna elephant)
Lineage: Eukaryota; Metazoa; Chordata; Mammalia; Proboscidea; Elephantidae
Gene: PRR13
Product: proline rich 13
Exons: 4
Coding region: 332-769 (145 amino acids)
Source: RefSeq, a predicted model, not a curated record